Molecule: messenger RNA, 351 nt
Organism: Volvox carteri f. nagariensis
Lineage: Eukaryota; Viridiplantae; Chlorophyta; Chlorophyceae; Chlamydomonadales; Volvocaceae
Exons: 3
Coding region: 1-351 (116 amino acids)
Source: RefSeq, a predicted model, not a curated record
AUGGCCCUGCCUGCUGCUGUGGCGGAGAUUUGUAGUGCAGCCACAAUUCCCCUGCGCCCACGGCGGCCACCACGGCGCAUCACACCGCCACCAGCUGGGAUCAUCGGCAACAACCGACGGCAACUGGCUGGCCAGCUCGUUUUCUCCACGGUCGACCAGCCGGGUACCCAGUGGCUGGUUCGUGACAGUGACGGGGUGCUGAUAUCGCUUGGCAAGGGGUACCAACCUCCAGCAAGGGACUUGAAUGGCGAACCGUUAUUGCCGGGCUCUGUGGUACAGCUGAAUAUGGAAGGGAAGCGGGACAAUAUGGAUUCAAGUGACGACAUGGAAGAUGGUCUUUCCCAGCACUGA